This is a messenger RNA of Oikopleura dioica, 723 nucleotides long. NCBI's taxonomy places the organism in Eukaryota, Metazoa, Chordata, Appendicularia, Copelata, Oikopleuridae. The record is from the annotation of a GenBank genome assembly.
AUGUCGAAAUCGGAUGACAGUCAACCGCUCAAGAACAUCGUCGUGUUUGUGAUCUAUUCAGCAGUUUUCAUUCUCAUGUUUAUCCUCCUUGCGAAGAGACAGAUUUUCCGAAUGAAGCUUCGGUACGACAAAAACUUCGACACGGGAAAUGUUAAUCUUCUCCCGAAAUCAUUUAUCGAUUCUGUGGAUGAAAAGCUUGCAGCGGCAAUAAAAGCGCGCCAUCCUCCCCAACUGUUGCCAAGUUUGGACGAGGAAGUGACAGAUCUGUGGCCGGAAACGAAGGUCCGCAUGCGUGCUUUGGCAAUCGUGGACGAGACGUUUAUCAAGGAGCUGGAACCACUAGGAGACGAUAUUGCUAAAACACCAGAAGAAGAUAUUCUCGAAUGGUAUGAAAGGAUCGCGAAGAAGUUUUCGACGCAGAAUAUCAGCGCUCAAAACUUUCGCACUCUGGUAAAUGCAAUUCACGACUCCUACGUUCACGCUCGCUACAUGGCCGAGCCAUUUCCAACUAAAAACUACCACCAACUCGCCGAGAACUGCAAAACGGCCUUGGAGCGGCUCAGAAAAGUGGCAAAAAGAUAUCCUAACAGCAAGAAAAAGUCCAAGAGCGCGACAGCUCAAGCCAUUGGCACGGCGAAAAACGCCUUUCAAGCCGGGGCAACAAUAUUCACAACAGCAAUACGCGGCGGUUCUUCAAAGGAGGAGCAUCAAAAACUUUUGUAA